AUGGAUUCAGAACAAAAAGACUUUAAAGCAGUUAAAGUCUAAUUGAAAUCAAGUUAAAAACAAGGAGAGUAGCUCUCAAGAAGCAUGCUCUAUUCCGGAAUAAACAUAUUUGGACAGCUUUCCUAGCUUUACCUUCAAAAUAAGGAGGCUGGUGGGGCAUAUGCCAGCUUCUAAGCUUAGGUAUAAACCUAGUCAUCAAAAUCAGAUGAUUCAGGAUCAGGCUCAAUGAUGCAUUUAUCUCAGGAUAUAAUCUAGAUCUUCAAAAGACUCCAAAAGAAAGAUUCUACCACUAAGAUCAAGGCUCUUUAAGAACUUGAGAAGUAUAUCGAAGAGAUAGACAAUUCUCAAUUCUCAAACUAAGAUUAGGAUUCUGAUGAGCUCUAGAACCUUCUAACUUUUUUCUUGUAUCAUUUCUGUCGCAUUAUCAUGAAUGAGCCUGACAAAAAAGUAAGAGAGUCAGCUCAUCAGGCAUUUGCUUAGUUUAUUAAAAAGGCCAAGAAAAGAAUUGGACCUCAUCUAAAAAAGAUCUUCUCCAUUUGGUAUUGCUCAUUCUUUGAUGUGUCACAGGAGGUAGCGUCACUUGCUAGAAGGAACUUUGAAUUGGCAUUCCCUGAAAACAAGAGAGAGCAGGUAUUUAAAAUAGCCUAUAAGAACUUUCUUCACUUUGCCAAUGAAUAAUUGAAGCAAAGUGAGGACUAAAUUAGUGAUAGUGCCUACGAUUUAUCAAAGGCUUAGAGGGAGGAUGUCUUUGAUAGAGUUACCAGUAGUGUUCUACUUUCUCUUGCAUCUAGUUUUGGCUUUAUAAAGACUUGGUCAGAAGAGGAAUAGCAACACUUUAAGAAGAAAUUAAUUGAUAUACUAGAUCUCAAUGUUGAAAUAAAAGAUGUCUCAACAGAGUAGACAAAAGAUAAAAAGCUAGGCAAGUAAAAAAUAAGCCAGAGCUACCUCUGGAACUUCCUUUAAGGAGCUUACAGAGGAAGAGUCAGAUCGUCUUGCCUUCAAUUUAUUUCAAAUUUACUGCUUAAUCUACCCAAUGAUGUAGUUUAACACCACAUUAACUAGCUAUCACCACUUGUUUAUAAGCUGGUGGGAGAAGACAACUCAAGUCUUUAAACUACACUUUGGAGAGAUGCCUUGUUCACUUUAGGCAAAAAUUAUCCUCAGUCUUGGGAAACAAUUAAUAUUAAGAAGGACUUUAUUCCAAAGCUUUACAAUUCACUAAAGAACUCGGCCUAUGGUGCCCCUAGUGCUCUUUAUGAGAAUUUCAUCAAGUUUACAUCUAUCUUCCCAUUCUAUCACUUGGUAGACUAUACUGAAGACAAAACAAACAAGGCUUCUUUCAAGGAAAGAUGCAAUUUGGUGAGAGAAGCUUUUACCACCCUCUAUUAAGGAUUAAAAAAUGAUGAGUCAGUUGCAUUUCAUCAAGAUCUCACAAAAUCAUACUAUGAGACUUUAAGUUUUAUCCUAUGGAAAAGAGUUUAGCCUUUAAUUCAAAAAGAUUCAGCUUCAAAAGAGGAUAAGGAAUUUUGUCUCGAUCAGCUAAAGAAGUGCAUUCAAGUUCCCAUUGAGGAUUAUAUAGGCAAUUUUGAGAAAUUUAGAGCCAAGUAAUAAAAUGAGAGAAAUAUCAGAUUCACCAUACCAUAAUAAUUCACUAAGAUGCUUUAAGAUAUCUCUGAAAGAAAUAUUGACCCCAUUAUUUUCGAUUGUGUCCUAAGCCAUUUAUAUGAGACAUUGAAUCUUAAUAAGGAUAAGUUGAAUACUGUAAGAUUCCUAGGUCAAUUGCUGAACUUUAAAGGUGAUAAAAAUAAUGAUUACUUUAGAAUUAAGAUACUCUAGAAUAUUUACCUCAGAUUCCUGGAUUAAGUAAUUGUUGAUCAGAAGUCUUCAAUCGAUUCAUUGAGUAAAGAUAACAUUCAACAGUAAAAAUCAAACUAGAUAUUACUCAGACUUAUAUAUAAAUUAAACAAGAAAAACAUUAGUAUUGAGGGUCUUAAGCUAAAUACUCAAACAUUAUAGGACAACCUAAAUAAUUUAAUCAAAAAAGAGACUUUAGCAUCAAAAGUCCUGAGUUAGGAGAAUAAAACCAUGCUAUAAUAGUUAAAAGAUAACUUAGUUAAAUGUGUUGUCUUAUCACUUAAUCUCAUAGCCACUCCAUAAUUAAAGGAUUUCAUUGACCAAAAUUUGACCUAAAAUUCAUAUUCUCAGACAACAAGAAAUCUAUUCCUCCUUCCAUAACAGGAGUUUAAGAAGCUUGACUUUGGUAAGUAUUUUACAACUUUGAAGUAAGACUGCCAUGAUAUGAUCCUUAGCUACUUACAAUCCUAGAUUAUUCAGGAUAGAGAAAAUAUUAUUACUAAUAGCUCAGUUAUCAGUCAAGUUGUGAAGAGAGUUAUUGAUGGAUAAGUUUCAUAUCUACUGAGUGAAGAUUUAAGUACUAUCUCCAAAUCUUUAGUGGCAAUGAUAAGUCAAUUAAAGAAUGAAACUUAGCUAAUAUAAGCAUAUUACAGUGCUGCUGAUGGAUUACUAUCAUUGGUAGGGGAUGAGAGUUACUAGAACUUAAGAGAGAUCCUAUUUGAUAAACUAAUAAUUUUAAGAUCAGGCUCUCAAUCCUACAAUCAGCUAUGGUCUAUAUUUGAAAACGUACUCAGAAAUUUCAAUUCUAAAAAGGAGAUGAAUUAUUUCAACUACUGUCAAUUAAAGCUUAAAAAGGAAUUAAAGAACAUCAUUUAGCAAAACUCAAACUAUCAAUUUGAGACAUUUAACAGAUUUACUAAUAUCGUGAAAUCAUUUGUUCAGAUGUGUUCAGACAAACAAACCAUAAUUGAGGAAAUUCUCUUGAUUGAGGACAACUUCAGCAAUCUAGAGAACAAUAGUUUACCUAUGAAAAUGUUUAGAGAUCUUUUCUUGUCAGGAGGUAUUGGCUUUGAUGUGACCAGAUUAUUCACUUCAGAUCUCAAGUAUGUGUGGCUUGCUAGUGAGCUUCUUAAUGCUAAAUACUUACCAUCUCUAGGAAACUUCCUUUAACUAAAGAAACAACUAUUAAUUUUUGUUGACACAGAGUUAAUUCCAACAUUAAUCAACUAAGUUCAGAGCGGAAAUCAAAACUUUGUUCUAUAAAUGUGCGAUUACAUGAAUAAGAAAGCAUCUACAAAUGCUGACUUUAUCUACUCCCUUGAAUUUCUAGUCUAAAAAAUGGUAGACCCUGGUGAAGAUUUCCCUGAAAGUGAAAAGCCUCUUUUAAAGGUAGAUGAAUUCAAGCAAAUAUUUUAUCAGUCUAGUAAUUAGAUAUUGGAUGCUUAUUUGAGCGGAGAGACAAUUGAGUCAAAUAACUAAUAUCAAAUCUUCUUAAAGUUACUGAAAGUUUUAGCCUACUUUAUCACAGAUGACACUCAGAUUUAGAAAAUAUUCACAAAAGCCUAAUCUAAUCUCAAACAAGGUUUAACCUCUGGCACUUUGGAACUUAAUCACGAUUUUUCAGUAAAUCUUGAGAUUUACAUCAGCCUUCUCGAGUACUUUAAAACAUCAUAAGAUGAUGAAAUAAUGGCAUAACUUAUUCCUAAACUUCAAAAUAACACCUACUAAGGUACUGCUUACUAUAUAGUUACAGCUAUACUCAAAUAUAUUUCAUCAAUCUUAAACCUGAUUGGACUAAGUGAAUUCCUGAAACUUGAGAGCAAAUCUGACUUCCAAAGCUUUGUUAGCCAAAUGAUUGAGAUUCAAAGAGAAAAACAGUUUGAGGCUAUUACCUAUAUCAACUUAUUGUCACUUAUAAGAAAAACUAUUGGUUCAGAUUUAAUUAAAGAUAAGCAACUCCUAAUUGAUCAAGUCAUUGAAAUAUCAAACAGCUAAUCAGAGGCUUUCUAAGAAAAGAUCUAGACAUUAGAAAAGAGAUUAGGAUAACAAGGUGAUGAGGAAGGUAAAUAAUUGGAGGAAGAUGAGUCGAAUUCAUAAAUUGAGAGUUUUGAGUAUGAGAUGCUCUAGGAACUAGCUGAAACCUUACUGGCCUUCCCUAGUUACAUUAAUGCUCAUUUGAAUGAAGAUAAGCUCUUUUUAUUGAUUGGUAGUGGAAUUGAAUCUAUUCAAAAGGCAGCUUUCGUGUUACUAAAGCAACUCUAUGAAAACUUUAUUCCCCAAAUUAAGCAUCAAUUCGAUGAGGAUGAUGUAAUCAAACAACUUAAGUUGGAAUAAGAUGAGAUUGAUAGAAUUAACUUUCAGAAAGAGUUAUUGGAAGAAAAAACUGAUGCUUUAAAUCAGGAAGAGGAAGAAGAAAAGAAAAGAGAUAUUUAAGCAAAGCAGGAAAAACAGAAGAAUAAGUUAGCAUUCAAAAAUAUUUCAUCUAAACUUAUUGAGUUGAUAGAGAACCCUCCUAAUAUAAAUGCUUAUGAUGAGGAGUAAAAGCACUUGGUUGCUAGUUCAAUAACUUCAAUCAGCUCAAUGAUAUUUGGAGAUUAUAAAGAGGGAUGUAUGAACAGCAAGAUAUUUGGAUACUUCUUAGCAUGGAAUGCUCUUUUAAUAAAGAUCGAGAAUGGAAGAAUUAAAUCUCAGCUUAUGUAGAUUCAGGACUAUCCAAUAGUCAUGGGAGCUCUGAAUGAGUACUUUGAGGAUAAUUACGAGAUUUAUCAAAUGCUUUUGGUUAGUUUAAUUGCUUAUCUUCCAGAUUAUAAGAAAGGACUUUAGGAGACUUACAAUAUAUCAACAUUCGAACCAGAGUACUGUGACCUUACAGAUUUAAAGUAAAAUGUCUAAUACAGUGUUUACACAUUGAUUAACUUUAUGAAAAGUUUCCCAUCAUUGGCUAGAAAGUAUUAUCAAGAGUGUGAGAAGUAGCUACUGGACAUUGUUCUGCCCUAUAUCAAGUAAAUUGUUAGCCCAGCAAUUCUUGACAAUGAAAUUAAAAAGAUUGAGGUUGCCUAGACUCAGCUUGGUUCAAGCGAACUAUCAUUCGCUCUCUACAAGUCUACAAAGGAAAUUACAGCUACUUAUUCUAAGAACGAGAUCUAGAUGAAUUUAAGAAUAAAGAUACCAAACGAAUAUCCUCUAAAACUAGUAGAAGUUGAUGUCAGCAAAUAGAUUAAAAUAUCUGAGAAGCAGAUGAGGAAAUGGAUAUUGUCUAUCAGAAAGAUCUUGCAAUUCUAGAAUGGAGAUAUUAUAUCUGCUGUGCUCCUAUGGAAGAAUAACAUUGACAAGGAAAUCGAGGGUGUAGAGGACUGCUACAUUUGCUAUUGUGUAGUUCACGAAGGGGAUCAGAGUUUACCAAGAAUGCCCUGCAAAACUUGCAAGAACAAAUUCCAUGUUGCUUGUAUUAGAAAAUGGUUCAGAUCCUCAAACAAGAGUAACUGUCCCAUCUGUCAAAACUAUUUCUUCGCUUGA
Messenger RNA from Stylonychia lemnae, 5370 nucleotides. The record is from the annotation of a GenBank genome assembly. Lineage: Eukaryota; Ciliophora; Spirotrichea; Sporadotrichida; Oxytrichidae.